This is a messenger RNA of Thalassophryne amazonica, 962 nucleotides long. RefSeq names its product CD209 antigen-like protein E. The transcript is spliced from 6 exons. Bases 122 to 949 code for a protein of 275 amino acids. The record is from RefSeq and is a predicted model, not a curated record. Lineage: Eukaryota; Metazoa; Chordata; Actinopteri; Batrachoidiformes; Batrachoididae.
UUAUUGACAAGUUCAGCAAUGAUUCAUGGUCCAAAAGUGUGACUAGACUAUAAUAUCAAGAGAAAGUUCAACUUCUUUGCAUUAUGCUCCCAGACGACUGCACCCAGGAAAAACGGCCCAAAUGGAGAUCUUAGAAAAAGAAAACAGAAAUUAUGACGCUCCUUGUAAUGCGUUGAUUUGUCAAGAUGACUUUCGCAAAGGCAAUCAUCCUGCAAACCAAGGCAAGCUGCAAGGGGGAUCUUUUUUUACCCGUCACCGACUGGUUUUACUGGGUCUGAUAUUGCUGAAUGCAAUUCUGCUGAUUGUGACGGUUGUUCUGGGGAUUUACUGUGCCAAAGUCAAAGAGGAAGCCCAUGAAAAAUCAGAGACUGAGCGCACAGCCCAUGAGCAAACAUUACUGCAGCUGACGCAGCAGAAGAACCUCAGUGACGACCUUCGCAAGCAGGUUGAGAUGCUACAAGAAGAGAGAACAAGACUUCUGUACAAUCAAACCACUUUAAAGGAAAGCUGCAGCAAAUGCCAGCCAGGAUGGAUUCUUCUUAAUUCAUCCUGCUAUUUCUUUUCUAAUCCUGCGUCCAACCCCAAAAGGAACUGGCCGAACAGCAGAGCAGACUGUAUCAGUCGUGGAGCCGAUCUGGUCGUGAUCGAUAACUGGGAGGAGCAGCAACUGCUGAAUGACAACUAUAAAACUGACUCCACCAGCAAAACCUGGUGGGAGAAUGGGUACUGGAUUGGCCUCACUGACAUUGAGACCGAGGAAAAGUGGGUCUGGAUUAACAAUGUGACCCAGGUGGAAACGUACUGGAUCCCGGGAGAACCGAACAACCAUGGUCCUGAUGGUGAGGACUGUGGUGCCUUUUAUUUUAAUGGAGAUCCCAUGAAGACACGGUAUGAUGGAAAAUGCCAAUAUCAUCUUUAUAACUGGUUGUGUGAGAUUAAAUUAAAGUAAACAUGCAGCCUCU